UAUAUUAUAUAUUUACAUUUAUUUAUAUUUAUAUACAUACAUUUAUUUAUAAUACAAUACAUUAUAAUAUACCGUAGAUAUACAAAUUAAUUAAAAAAUAUAUAACUUCCAUUCAUUGUUUUCAAAAGUUUUCCCCGAGAAAAAGUUCCAUUAACUUUCGAUCCAUCUUUUUUCGACGGAGGAUCCAUCCGACUUAGGAGUGCGGCGAAAUUCCAAAGUUCAGGAAACGAGGAACGAUUUGAGAACCGUCGCUUUAAAGCCCCACUUAUCGAGCGCCUAGUUGGUAUGAUAAUGUAAUAAAAUAAAUGGAGGUUGCUGUUUCCGAGCGAUAUGGACUCUCGCUUUAUCCCGUUUCCGCCGCAAAUCUCUUUCUUCCUCUACUCCACACCACCCUCCUCCGCCUUUCCUCGUCGCACACCGCCACUUUCGACUCCUCCAUCUCGUUCCCGUCGACUCGAGUCACUCGCUCUCCGCCUCACUUCGGCUCGCUCAGUUUCAUUUCCUCCCUCCUCCUCGUCUCCUGGACCCUGGAGGGGUUGGCACGGGGAAUCGAGAAGGUAGAAGGGAAUGGAGCUCACCUCGAAAGCGAAAUACAACAAGUCCCGCCGCCAUUGCUGGGUCACCCUUCAACGGGAGUUUUGUCGUUGCGUGGGAGGGAGUUUGACAGCCCUGUGCGACGAGUCAUCCCCUUUCGACCCCAACGUUCCGCUCGGUGGGGAUGAGAGAGGGAGAAAGAGAGAGAGAGAGACGGAGAAGGAGCCUCUGUUUCAUACACUCUCUCUGUUUCAUAAGAGAAAUUGAGAAUGAGACGGAUAUAUUAUACGUAGAUAAAGAAGAAGGGGGAUAAAAAGAGGUGAGGGGGAGUAGCUUGGGAAUAGAUGGAAAAGGAAAAGAGGAAGGUUGGUUCGUCGAAGAGAGGAUAUCGUGGAGGAAAGGAGAAAAGAGAUUGAGGGUAUGAGGCGGAGAGUAUAUUUAUAGGGAGGGAAGCGAGUCGAAGAAGGAAAAAGAAAGCGGGAUGAAGAGUGAUACACGUAUAAAUAUAUAUAUAUAAAGGGUGAAGGUGGAAGAAGGAAGGGAGAGAGGUCGAAAACUCCGCCCCUGCAUCCGCAAAAGCGAGUCAAUACCAUGACCAGCCAUUUCUCCUCCGAAUGCUCUCACAGGCAUAACCCUGCCGGUUUUUCAACCCCUUUCUCUCUGCGCUCUCGAACCGAGAUAUCGAAAUUCGUUACGUGCCGUAGCGUGAGGACGCUCGACUUGAAAGUUGGCGGCGUCACGAAGCAAACGCGUGUUUUAGGAAUCGAUCCCCGGAUAUGGACCGGACGGAAUUGAAUUCUGAAACAAUUUCAGAGUAUCUAAAACAAAAUCUCUGAACGAAAAGACCGCCGCCAUCCUGUCACCUACCACGAAGACCGCCCCUGAGGGCAAGAUCAAUGCAUCGACUUCCGUGUCAUCAUCCAAGAUGGCGAUUCCGAACAGCAGAAAUUUCGCCAAUUGUUACAUGGAACUGUGCAAACAGCAACGUCUGCGACCUCUGCCGGUCAUCUGCGUGACACUUCCCCAUAGUCUAGACUUCACCACCGACCGUGUAAAAAUGGACGAUUGGGGUCCCAUAUUAAAUUCUCUGUCUCUCGAUCGUAGCCUACGAUCGAUCAGCGUUCGCAGCAGGUAUCAAUGUCGCAAACCUUUGGAGGAGAUCAAUUCGGAAGACAAGGCCAGAACGAUGGGCAAAGCACCUGUCGUCUUGUCUCGAUAUCUUCUGGAAUGGCUGUCCCAUAGCGUAGCUCAAUGCGUCAGAAAUUCCCCGGUUCUCACCAAUUUGGAGCUGGAAGGAAUUCCAUUUCCGCCAGAUUGUUUGGCCGUUCUGUGCGUGGGUUUGUCCCACACGCACACCCUUCAUUAUUUGUCUCUGCAGCGUUGUUACAUCGGUGAUAGUUCUUGCGAGGUGUUGUGUCGUACGGUGGCGGAUGUUCCGAGUGUCAGAUCGUUGAACCUCAGUUACUGCGACUUGACGUGCAAAUGCGGCCCGGCUCUAGCGGCCGCCUUGUGCAGACAGAAGCUGUUACUUUAUCACGACACUUGGAAACAGUCGCUCAGAUAUCAGGAACCGAAUCUCGAGGCUAUGCCCGGAUUACGUCGUUUGACGUUGAACGAUAAUCCUCAACUCGGCGACGCGGCCAUAAUGGAGCUGAUCGAGGCGGUGAGGGAUAGUCUUUGGUUGAAGGCGUUGGAUCUGCAACGGUGCGGAUUGACCGACAAGAUCGGUAAGGAUCUUCUCGAACUGCUGGACCACAACACUACUCUGAGCAUCCUGGACGUGAGGCAGAACGUGAACCUGAACGAGGCGUUGGUGAACGAGGUGAUCAAGAGGCUGGAGGAGAACAACGGUGACUCGAAGACCGAGUAUAGGUGGUUGGGUUUGCCGCAGCACGAUCGAAGAGUGGUGUCGGCAGGGAGUGGAAACAGGAACGAGAACGAGGAUCACAGGAAACCUCCGAUCAGGCCGCGCAGCACCGAGUACAACAAAGGGCCGUAUGCAGCUAGGAGAAUGAUUAAUCAAAGUAACGCGAGGAAAACGAAGAUGAGACCUCACGUUCCACCGUACAAGACUACUAGACAACUUCAGCAACAGGAGCAACAGCACAUCGUCCAAAACGGUCAGCCCAAGUCGAAAAUCUCGCUUCAUCUGGAUCUACAGUCUCACAUACAGCCUGUGAUGGGGGAGGGCCAGAAUAACGUUCCAUCCUACGUGGACAGUAUUCAGGCUGACACCGACAGGUCUUCGUCGAAGAAUCUGGAAGUCAUAAAAAUCGACGUUGGCGUGCAAGUGGAAGACGAAGAAAUGGAGAAUUCCACUAAGAUUCAGAAGAUCCAGUUCCAAUUGAGCGAAGCGAAGGCUGAACACGAUCGGCUGAUCGAAGAGGCUAGACGUAGCGGUAUAAUGCUAGCGGACGAGCGAGGAAGACGCGAAGCCGCCGAGGAGCAGUUGAACGCGAUGAAAGGCAAUCUGACAGAGCUGGAGAACGCUCUGGAAGAGAAGGAGCGGGAAACGAGCGGAUAUCUAUUGCUCAGUCAGCAGUCUUUGGAGGAGAUUUGCAGUUCCUUUGAUAGAUUGCUGAACAUGUUGGACAACAUGACGAAAAAUCCGAAUACUAAUAGAAGGGAGAGUACCGAGGCUGCCAUUGUGAGGGCGGACAUAAAGAGACGGGUCGCCUCUGUGAUCAGGGAGACGAAAUCGGAGAAUCUGAGGCGAGGAUUCAUCAUCGACGACGACGAUUCGAUCCGGUACACGGAGCCUAUCAAGAAGUUUGCCAAGUCGGAGAGCGACAUGAGAUCCGCUUUGCCACCGAUUUCCACGUUGCAUCUGGAGAGAAAUAUAGGGGACAGUCCGGAUAUCGGUUCGCCCACUUUGCAAAGGGUCUUGCUUCACGAGAAGGACUCGUUGUCUCCCAGAGCUAGGGCCAGGGCGCUGUUCGCUCAGAUAAUUCAAGGGAACGCUGUGCUUGACUUUUGCACUCAUAUCGAUUAGUAAAUUGGGAGUAGCUGAAGAUUCAGGGACGAGGUUUGUAAGGUGUACAAGCGCGUAGCUUUUUAUAGAAAUAAUAUAGGUAGAUAAAUACACGGAACGAAGAAAAGGAACAAGUAUUCAGUGCGUCGUACGUUGACCCUGAUUCAUUGAAAUAUCUUAUAAGCUGAAGCUGCGAUUGAUUGCUGGGAAACGAAAUUAAGAAAUACAGUAGAUAAAUAAAAAAAAAAGAGAAAAUAUCGAAAGAAACGUUUUGGAAGAAGAAAAUUUCGAGAAAAUUGAAGCGUCGUGGUUCGCUCUUCGAAUUGCAUGGAUUAAUAAGCGUCGAAUUGAAGCAAGUUCGACGAUGGUUUCUAUGCAAUUGAAAAUAUAUCGUUAAUAUAUAACGCGAGAAGUCGCGUUGGGAUCGUUUUGUAAUCGCCACGGUUUUUCUUAGCUUCGUAAUUGUAAAUGGAAUAAACAGCUUUCAUCCUUCUCAAUGAGCAUCACUUCGUUCGUGAAACACGUGUGUAGUAUAAUUAGUUUGUAUGGAAGUUUAUUUCGUCCGAGUAGCUAUAGCAUCGAUGUUAUUCCUCUUGUUCUCGUUCUCCUUUCCAUGAAAUUUUCUCCGAUACGUGAGCCAGGCUUCCAACACAAUGAUAGAAGGUUAAUAUACGAAUAAAGCCCGAUCGGGCUUAUGCAAUUUCAAUAAUCGAUCCGGAAAUAAUCAUGGAUAAGAAAGGAUGAAACGUCUCGUUAAAUUGCACGAGACAUUUUGUUAGAAACUAUUGUACGUUGCCACUGGUACUUUACGUAUUUAUUACAAAUACGUAGCUAAUAUAAUUUAUCGAGAUAAUUUAAUCCAAAUUCUCUCAGGACAGUGAUAGAAAUAUCCUUUUUCUUUCUUUUUCUUUUUUUAAAUUGUACACAUGAUAAAACUUUUCAUUCGUUCAGCUAAAUGUAGUCGAGUCGAUUAUUAUUUUAUAUAUAUCUCAAAAGAUUCGAACGGCCUGAUAAUUAUAAAUUAUAAAUUUCGUCUCAAGCAUAUUUAAUUUGUCAACGAUUUAAUGUAAUCACAAAGUAACCAUCAAAAAAUAAAGGAUUAAAUACACACGAAAGAAAUGGAAUCAUUGAUAAAAAAAAAACAAAGAUUAAAUCAAGGAUAAAAAGCGAUAACGGUAAACUCGGGCAUUCGUGUGAAAGCCUGCACGCGGAGAAAAGAAGGCGUAAUUUCCAGAAAGCUCCGGGUAUCGACGCCGAGCACGCUCGCUGUCGCUUUUAACGUUCACCCCUUGGCACUCUAUGGAUUUUCCAUUAGUUCCAACCUGAGUACUCGGUUACCUGAAAAACGGUCAGCCACGGGCUACUAGUCAAAGGUAAUUUUUCAUGAUAGAUCACGCUCGGCGUGGCGUGUUGCGAGCGCGCUUGCUCACGACGGCGAAAAGUAUGCUGCUCUCCAGCAGAAGAUCAAACGUGCCAACAACGUCGUCCACUCUCUUGCUCUUAUCGUUGUUGCUCCCGAUGAAUCGACGAUUAUCGAUCGCGAAAACCCUCUCAACGUUACCUUUAAUCCUCCCCUCAACUGACCACCUGGAUCCGCUCGACGAUUCAUCGCGUCUUUGCGUCACCUAAAUACGCGCUUAAGUGGGAUCCAACGCGUGAAAUGAAUCUUGAGCGUUGUUCGAAGAAGUGGAGCAAGGAUCUUCUUAAUAAACACGAUUAUUUUUUGUGUUUUUGCAAGAAGAAUUUUCAAUUUUUUUUAUGAAUUACAGGCUGUUGGAGAAUUGAUCAUUGAGCGUAACUACUU
Molecule: messenger RNA, 5309 nt
Organism: Apis cerana (Asiatic honeybee)
Lineage: Eukaryota; Metazoa; Arthropoda; Insecta; Hymenoptera; Apidae
Product: centrosomal protein of 78 kDa
Biological process (GO): cilium organization
Cellular component (GO): centrosome; ciliary basal body
Molecular function (GO): protein binding
Source: RefSeq, a predicted model, not a curated record